AUGCUCCACGCGGUCACUGCCGUGCGCCGACACGACCGCCCAUGCUCCCACCGUGCGCCGGCGCUGUCACCGCCGCUCCCAUCGCGGGUCGGCGCCUCCAAAGCUCCCGCCGUCGCCACGGCCGUCCCUGCUCAAACCGCACGCCGACGCCGUCGCCGCCGCUCCCACCGCGGGUCAACCCCUUCGCCGCUCACGCCGUCUCUCCCGCUCCCCACCAUCGCCGAGGCCGCCUCUGUUCCCACUACGCACUGCCGUCGCGCUCCCACCGUGGUUUAUCGCCUCCGCCGCUGCUCCCACCGCGUGUCGCCGCGGUCGCCGCCGCCGGUGGUCCUCCUGCCCUCGUCGCCUCGCCCCUCUGUAGCCGUCGUGCUGCCGGUGGUCCUCCUCGUCGCGCCGCUGCCGUCGAGCCCAGCUGCCCCCCGAGCUGACACAACCACUGCCGAUGGUCUGCCAGCCCUCGUCGCCCCUCUGCAGCCGCCGCUGCCGCUGGCGGUCCUCCUCAUCGUGCCGCCGCCGUGGAGCCAACGUAGCCGCCGCAGCUGCAGCCGCGAUGACCGUCGCACCUCCAGCCAUUUGUGCUCUGGUGAGAGAGGAUACAGAGCAUAA
Molecule: messenger RNA, 606 nt
Organism: Oryza sativa Japonica Group (Japanese rice)
Lineage: Eukaryota; Viridiplantae; Streptophyta; Magnoliopsida; Poales; Poaceae
Product: verprolin-like
Source: RefSeq, a predicted model, not a curated record